This is a messenger RNA of Nasonia vitripennis (jewel wasp), 7332 nucleotides long. RefSeq names its product zinc finger protein castor homolog 1. Gene Ontology annotation, biological process: regulation of neuron differentiation; positive regulation of transcription by RNA polymerase II. Gene Ontology annotation, molecular function: DNA-binding transcription factor activity, RNA polymerase II-specific; RNA polymerase II transcription regulatory region sequence-specific DNA binding. Lineage: Eukaryota; Metazoa; Arthropoda; Insecta; Hymenoptera; Pteromalidae. The record is from RefSeq and is a predicted model, not a curated record. Gene Ontology annotation, cellular component: nucleus. The coding region runs from base 683 to 5950 and encodes 1755 amino acids. The transcript is spliced from 12 exons.
GGGGGCCUCUCUCAGUCACCUCGCGCCAGCCGAGCCACGCGCAUAGACCAGCUGUGUGCGUGCAGUCCCGCCGCCGCAGCUCGAUACGCACUGCACCGCACUCUCUGCUCUCGUCGGCUCAUCUCGCCUCCUACCCCGACGCGAGGACCACGUGCGCGAACUGCGAAGAGGACUGCCGCGGUACCGGGGACCGCUCGAUCGGCAGCGCAGCAAGCCGGAAAUCGGAAGCAGGACAGAAGGAGGUUCCCAGCCGAAAAAGGGACCGGCUCCCUCCAGCGGCGCGGAGUGGCCCCCACGCCGGACCAUCCCGCCCCCACCCGGGCCGCGUCGCCAGCGGCGGCGACGCCAGCAUCAACGCCAGUAGCCAGCGGAAGCGUCGUGUCGGCCAGUGUCGCGAGGCCGACUUUUCCGAAGAACUGAGCGCAGGUGCCGCCGAAACGCGCACACACAGUGGACUAGCCGUGUUGCCAGCCGUAAAAUCAGUGAUAAACCAGUGCUGUCGAUUCUGCGAGUGCGAGGAACUAGUUGAACAGUGAUCUCUUAUUGUGAUCGGAGCGCGGAGAGCGGGCCCAGCGAGCGGAGUGUUCUUCGAGCCAUGGGCGCCGUGACGACGAGCUUCGCAAGUGGAUCACUCGAUGAGAGGAUGAGGCAGUGACGUGGCGGACGGAGAACGAGGCUCGCCAUGUCUGCCGUAACGAGUCCAUAUGGAGCCACGGAGAUGCUUUCGGAAUCGGUGUACAACUUUGCGGCUGCCGCGCGCCGCGGCACCGGCGGCGGAGGCUCCACGGCCGACCAGGACAGCGACUCCCAGCAGUACGACUCGCAGCCGGGCGCGGCGACCCAGCUGCAGCUCGCGGCGAGCGUGCAGCCGCAGCAGACGACGCCCCCGCCGGCCGGCGGCAGCGGCAGCUCCGCCAGCAAGCCGCGCAACAAGCGCAAGAACUUCAAGCCCAUCAGCAGCAGGAUGGCCGAGGUGUCGGACGAGUCGGACGAGCCGCGGGACGAGCGCGACGAGCGCGACGAGGACGCCGAGUCCGAGGAGAAGCAGCCCGAGCCCGGCGGCGACGAGCGCCUCGACUUCGAGGAGGCCGGCCAGCAGCUGGCGCAGCUGCAAGUCAAGCAGCGGCUCAACAACAACGAGGUCAUCCCGAUGGACCUGUCCGUGGCGCCGCGGGCGCCGUCCUUCGACGGCGAGGAGGACGACAGCGGCGACUCCUUCGGACACAAGUUCAUUCUCGAGGGGCUUCGCUCGCAGAAGCUCUACUCGCCCGGCACCGACGCGCGGAGUCCGGCCUCCGAGUCGUCGGACAAGAGUCUCGGCAGCGGGCCGCAGGACGAGCAGGACGCGGCGGACGAGGAGGAGUCCCGCCAGCAGCAGCAGCAGCAGCAGACCGCCGACGAAGCCGAAAACGAGACGGACGCGGAGGAGCGCAGGCCGUCCGAGAACAUGCGCGAGUACGCCGAGUCGAUGAUGCAGGAGCUCUUCGCGAUCUACGGCCUGGCCGGCGGCGAGCUUGCCAAGACGGUCAGCCGACAGCUGCCCCCGAGCUGCUUCCUCAACCCGGCCCUCAGUCAGCAGCUCCAGCAGCAGCAGCAGCAGCAGCAGCAGCAGCAGCAGCAGAGCAGCAGGGUAAAAGUCAAGGAGGAGAAGGAAGCCUCGUCGAUGGCGCCGGGCAGCCCGCCGACACCCCCGCACACGCCGCAGAGCCCCUCCAGACAGAACCACAACAGCGGUAGCACCAGCGCCGGCGGCGGCGGCGGCAGCAACAGCCUCAACAACAACAGCAGCAGCGCCGGCGGCCUCGUGGCCAACCUCUCGAGCUCGAGCUCGCCCAGCGUCCAGCAGCAGCAGGCCGCGGCGGUGGUCGCGGCCGCGGGUCUGCACCCGGGCUCGCCCCUGAGCCAGGUUCUGGUGCAGAACCCGGCGCUGGUCCAGCUGCUGCAGCAGAACCCGGCCAUCCUGACGCAGAACCCGCAGCUGGCUCAGCUGCUCCAGCAGAACCUGCAGGUGCAGAUGGGCAACGCGCUCUUCCAGGGCAGGCGCGCCGACGACGGGGACGAGCCGAGGGUGCCGCCGACAAUAGCGAGCCUGGCGGCGAUGAAGGCGGAGGCAGCUGACCCCAAGGUUUCCGCCCUACUUCGGCAGAGCAUGUCGCCGGUCUCGGCGGAGGCCCUGCUGGGCUCGGGCGGCUCGACGCCGGGCGGCCCGAUCAAGGCCGGCGCGGGCGGGCUGCCCCAGCCGAUGAUCGACUACUCGCGCUACGUGCGCCGCUACAGCAGCGGCCAGGAGUGCGGCAGCUCGUACUGCAAGGACCUCGGCUGCCGGGAGCACUUCCACUGCCUCGACUGCAGCGGCCGCGUCUUCGUGAAGAAAGAGGAGAUGAUCCGGCACUUCAAGUGGCACAAGAAGCGCGACGAAUCGCUGCAGCACGGCUUCAUGCGCUACUCGCCCACCGACGACUGCUCGGACCGGCACCCCGGCCGGCAGUGCCCCCAUAACCGCAAGCAGACCCACUACCACUGCAUCCACGACAACUGCGACAAGGUGUACAUCUCGACCUCGGACGUGCAGAUGCACGCCAACUACCACCGCAAGGACUCGGCCAUCAUCCAGGAGGGCUUUCAGAGGUUCCGGGCGACCGAGAGCUGCGCCACCGACUACUGCCAGUUCGUCGGCCAGCGGACCACGCACUUCCACUGCCGGCGGCCCGGCUGCCGCUACACCUUCAAGAACAAGGCCGACAUGGACAAGCACAAGUCCUACCACAUCAAGGACGAGCAGCUGUCGCGCGACGGCUUCAAGAAGUUCAUGAAGUCGGAGGCCUGUCCGUUCGAGCAGUGCCGCUUCUCGCGCGUCUGCAACCACAUCCACUGUAUCCGGCCGCAGUGCAGCUACGUGCUCCACUCCUCGGGCCAGCUCUUCUCGCACAAGCGCAAGCACGAGCGCAACGACUCGGAGCUGGCCUACCGCAAGUACAAGCAGAUCGGCGGCGGCGGCAGCGGCGUCCGCGGCCCCUGGAUGCCCGAGGAGAUGGGGCCCCAGGGCCUCUCGCUCAGCCUCAACGGCGAAAGCUCGAACGAGGAGCGCGGAUCACCCUCCUACUACUCCAUGGACGACUCCUUUCAGAGCGCCAGCGACCUGGCCAUGGACCUCACCGCGCCGGCGAGCCUCGGCUUGCCCGGGGCUCUCGCCGCGGCGCCCGAGCAGCAGCAGCAGCAGCAGCAGCUGACCCCCACCGAACUGGCCUACCUCAUGCCGGCCUCGGCCGACUGCAGCUGCGCGCUGGGCAAGGACCACUACCACUGCGCGUUGGACCGCUGCGGGGCGGCGCUGCGCGACCCGCGCGAGGUCCGCGAGCACCUGCGCGAGCACGAGACCCAGGAACGCAUCACCGACGCCUUCUUCGAGGAGGGCGGCUGCGACGAGUCGAGCUGCCCGUACGCCGACAAGGAGAAGCACUACCACUGCAACUGGGACGGCUGCCGCGAGGUCAUCCUCGCGACGGACAAGCCCUUCCGCCGGCUCCAGCACUACAAGAUCCACGAGUACAGCCGGCAGCUGAACCUCUCGAGCGCCUCGCAGCCGCUCUCCUCGGACGUGACCCUGACCCACCUGACCAACAUCGACGCCAUGUUCAGGCGGAAGCGCGGCCGGCCGCCCAAGAACCGCGUCAUCGAGAUCUGGAGCGGCGGCGAGCAGGGCGCCGCCGGCGGCCACACCCAGGACUCGCCCCAGGCCAUCUUCACGAGCUUCAAGCUGCCGAAGCCCACGCCGAGCGCCGCGGCCAGCAGCAGCGCCGUCGGCCUCGCGCCCUGCCCCGCGGCCGGGCCCGACGCCGAGCGCGAGGGCAGCGCCUCGCCCUCCGGCGCCGACCCCGUCGGCUUCUCCACCUUCGCCCCGGACUCCUGUCCGGACGCGAGCUGCGCGCUGCGCUCGACCAGGCACCACCACUGCUCGCAGCCCUGCUGCCACUUCUCCACCGACCGGCCGGACCAGCUGCUCAUGCACAGCAAGGACUUCCACGACAACGUGGACAUACCGCCGGGCUUCGCCUUCUACGACCGCAUGAUCGACUGCCGGCUGCCCGGCUGCCACAGCAACCGCGUCAACCGGCACUUCCACUGCACGCGCCCGGGCUGCGGCUACUCCUUCGUCCGCUACUCGACGAUGGCCCUGCACGAGAAGCAGCACAGCGAGAGCGACGAGUCCGCGGCGACGAGCCUGUCGCUCGUGCCCCAGGAGCAGAAGCCCCGGAUACACGUGAAGAACCCGGCAGAGCUCAUCGAGGGACUGGACGAGCAGAAGGACGCGGAGCUCGGCAGCCCCGGGGACGCCGGCAGCAAGACCACGGUGGUGAGGGCGGCAGGCACCUAUUACCCGGUCAGCGGACCGCCGAGCGAACCCGCACUCCCGGGCGCCAUACUAUCCAUGCGAGCUUCCGUGCACCAAGAGCCCAGCCAGCUGGUGGCGUCGACGAGCUCCAUCACGUCGCCCGGCGCGUCCUCCUCGUCCCACACGCUCUACGGGCCCGAGCAAAGCUGCAGCCGGCCGUUCUGCAAGCUCAAGCGCAAGAACCACUACCACUGCAACGCCUGCAACCAGGCAUUCUCCGAGCUCGACCGCCUGGUCGCUCACAUAGCCAAGCAUUCUACAGGCGCCAUCCUCAGCCAGCAGCAGCAGCCCCCGCCGCCGCUGGGGCCACACGACGCGCAGCAGCAGCAGCAGCCGACCUCGGCGCCUAACCACCAGCAACUCGCGCAGCACGAGUACCUCGCCCAGCUCUCCCAGCAGAAGCACGAGUUCAUGGCGCAGAACGUUCAGAUGGCCCAGAACAUCCAGAACUUCCAGAGCCAGAUGCAGCGGCAGAUGCAGAGCCUCCAGCAGCAGCAGCAGCAGCAGUCGAUGGCGCCCAAAGACAUAAAGCUCGAGCCCAACAUCCAGAACCAGUCCUCGCCGAGCAUCAAGCGGGAGCAGCCGGAGUCGCACGAGGUGAACAGCAUGCCGGUCAUGGACGGCCACGAGAACGGGCAGCAGCAGCAGCAGCAGCCGCAGCAACUACCUCAGGUGGUGGCUCCGCCGAACGUCCAGCAGGCGCCCUCGGGCUUCGAGCUCGACCUGAGCCACAGCUUCCACUUCCCCAGCCCAGCGGUGAUGGCGGCCAUGAACCAGCAGAUAGCCCUGAUGAACCAGGCGCUGCCACCGUUCCUCCAGCACGGGAGCAUGUACGCCGGGGCCCCGGGCCUGAUGUUCGCGCCCGGCCUGCCGCCGGGCAACUUCAUGCCGCCCGGCAGGGACGAGAACCCCCUGGCCUCGCUGGCCGCCAACCUGAAUCUCAAGCGGUCGCUCUCGCCGCCGGACUCGAACUCGCCCGAGGCCAAGAAGCAGCGGCUCCACCACUCGAUGCGCAUGCUCAAGGACGAGCCCGUGCCCGAGGGCUACAUCAGGUUCCGGUUCAACGAGGACUGCAGGUACCAGCACUGCGGCUACCGGGAGCACCAGACGCACUUCCACUGCAUGCGCCAGGACUGCGGCUACUCGUUCUGCGACAAGACGCGCUUCGUCCAGCACACGGCCAGGCACGAGAGGCUCGACACGCUGAUGGGCGGCGACUUCCAGCAGUACCGGGCCAACGUGCCCUGCGGCAGGAGCCAGUGCGCCUACACCUCCUCCCUGGGCUCGAUGCAGAACAAGGCCUCGCACUUCCACUGCCUCAAGUGCGACUUCGUCUGCACCGACACCAACAAGGUCGUGGCUCACAGGCGGCAGCACGCCAAGCUCGACAGCAUCGCCGCGGCCGGCUUCCAGAAGUUCACGCCGAGCCAGCCCUGCGGCGCGGUGCAGUGCCAGCACUCGGGCAAGCAGACCCACUACCACUGCCUGCAGUGCCAGUACGCGGUGCUCGGUCUCGCCCAGAUGUCGGCUCACAAGUUCCGCCACAUGGAUGCCUAGCACGAGCAGGACCAGCUCUAUCAGCGCUUGCAUCAGAAGAAGUGAGAUAGAAACUGGCCCUUGGACUCCGUCUGCCUGUGCGAGUGAGAGAGCGAGCGGGAGGUUUUAAUACACGCGUCAAUACAUAGUCAAGAGAGGUUAUUUAUCGAUUGCACAGAGACAAUGAACUAAAUAUUACCUGUACAGAUUUUAUCCGUAGUCUAGCCCGUAAGCGCUGUAGUCCGUAGCUGUGUCGUUCGUGGGGGAGAAAUGAUAAACUAUGUACAUUUUUACUCGACUGUGCAUACCUUUUUAAGAUGCGUUCUUUUUUAAGAGAACGUCCAAGAGUCUUUAGGCGUAGAGUUUUUAGUAGUCAUGUAAGUAGCUAAUUGUCGCAAUGUAUAAUGAAACGACGAUCAAAGAACCGGGGACUGGGCGAACAUUCGUUAAUUUUCGCGGGCUGUUUUUCUUCUCUCCAUCGAUAACCGAUGAUGUACUACGACCCGAACUGCACCGAGUCAUUUGAAUUAUUUCGCGCACGUAACAAAUGCAUGGUGUGUGUGUGUGUGUGCGCGCGCGCGCGUGUGUGUAUGUGUGAGUCACCACGUACGAUAGUGAUAGAGGGCUAUUUAAGUAUAUCGCGCGAGAAACAAUGUAAAGCGACGACGUGACAGAGGUUGGCUUUUAGCAACGUUCACGGCGACUGAUUACUGCACUACUUCGUUAUAAUGUAGAAAAGAAGGAAAAAAUAAAAAACACCAGCGAGGAGGGCAGCAACGAUUUUGCCUCGCGCCUCGCCUAUGUAAUUAUGUAUGUAAGUAAUGCAAUACCCGACAUUACAGUGAAUCGACCAUAGGGUUUAACCGAUGUAUAAUUGUAUUAAAACUAAACAAAAAAUUAAGGAAAUAAAAAAGAUAUUAAAGAUACACUCUUCGGGCGCAUCGAAAAUACGCUUGAUCGGUGCGUCGAAUAUCGUAUUACAAACAGUAUUGUGAAGAUUAAUUUAUAAAAAAGACUGCCAGCCGAGGCGAUUGAAAAAAAAGAAAAUAACUCAGAGAUAACCUGAUAUAGGCAAUGACAGAUCGGAUAUAUUGAACGAGAAUAAUUUAAAACGGCGUAAAAAAGAAUCCGGAGCGAAUAAACGCCGCGCUAUGUAAGUAAAAACGGUGAUAGGAGAAAAGGAUCGCUCGAGAGCGAGUCGUUUGUGAGCAAAAGAUUUGGUAUAGGAGACAUAAGUAUAUAUUAACGAAAAUAAAAGUAUAUUCGGCGUAUACUAUAAACUAGAAAGAUGCUGCAUCGGAUGGGAAGUUAUUGAAAUUGUUUAAUACAUACUUGUAUGUAUACUGUUUUAUGUAAAUGAAUAUGUAUAAUUGGAUCGACUAGAAUACACACGUUAUAUUCUA